AUGUCUGCCACUUCGACCACCCGUAAUGUCGGCAUCGUCAGCCUCGAUGCCGACUUUGAUCGCCUCAUUGGCAGCUCGGCAAGUAUGCGAAGGCUGCUUGUCGACGCCAACGGUCAGCAGACCUUCCACGAGGCAGGCAUCUACCUGCCCAAGCACGGCAAGGUCUACCUCUCCUCUAAUCGCCUCGAGCACUCCGAGCAUGGCCAGCGCGCCCUCAUUGUUGGAGUGCCGUUGAGCAAGAUCCCCUCUGCGAGUAUCGACGUCGAGCGCUCGCAAGAGGGUCUCCUCCAAGAGCUGUCAGCGGAGCAGCAAGAUGCGCUGUGGUCUCAACUCGAAAUCCUCGACGACCUCCCCGACCAUCUAGCCAUGCCCAAUGGUGCUACCAACUGGGAUGACGACAGCGUACUCUGGUGCGAACAGGGACUGGACUCGCGUAACGUCGCUUCCACGCUGGUGAUUCACCAUGUCGACGGCCACAAGACCAAGACGGUGCUGUCCAACUUCCAAGGAAAGCCUUUUUCCAGCUUGAACGACGUUGUCAAGCACCCUACCACAGGCUGUGUCUUCUUCACCGACCCAGACUACGGCGUCGAGCAGUCGUUCAAGUCGAGCCAAAGAGAGUAUGCUCCCAACGGGAUCUACGUCUGGAACCCGGCGACCAAUCAAGUCCGACUCUUGGACGCCUCCAACUACGUCAAGCCCAAUGGAGUCACAUUUGUGCCCUCCUCCGCCAACGAUGGGUCGGGACUGCUGAUCACGACUGAUACCGGCCGCUUCCGUUUCCACCGCAACGACAAGAUGGGCGAUUUCUACGUGGAUGACAACGGCCCGUCGCUCCUCUAUUCAUACAAGGUGCAUGCCGACUCUGCCUCUAAAGACGGCCUGCCAGCAGUAAAUGUUGAGUCGCGGCGCGAGUUUGCACAGUCCGCGAAUGGGGUGCCGGACGGUGUUCACGUUGACACGGAGGGUAACGUGUGGGCUGGUCACGGCGAUGGCGUGCACGUCUACCAGCCGCAAUCGGAUGGCAGCGGCAAGCUGAUCGGCAAGUUUGUGAUUCCGGGCGGCAAGGGUGUGGCCAACUUCUGCUGGGCAGGCAAGACCAGCUCGGGAGCAUAUCGACUGCUCCUGUUUGCCGAAGAUGAGCUUUGGGAAGUGCUUGUCGGCGUCAAUGGUCAUGAUUAG
This is a messenger RNA of Mycosarcoma maydis (corn smut), 1182 nucleotides long. RefSeq lists its product as uncharacterized. The coding region runs from base 1 to 1182 and encodes 393 amino acids. The record is from RefSeq and is a predicted model, not a curated record. The transcript has a single exon. Lineage: Eukaryota; Fungi; Basidiomycota; Ustilaginomycetes; Ustilaginales.